Molecule: messenger RNA, 3418 nt
Organism: Rhea pennata
Lineage: Eukaryota; Metazoa; Chordata; Aves; Rheiformes; Rheidae
Gene: SLC20A2
Product: solute carrier family 20 member 2
Exons: 10
Coding region: 16-1974 (652 amino acids)
Biological process (GO): phosphate ion transmembrane transport
Cellular component (GO): membrane
Molecular function (GO): phosphate transmembrane transporter activity
Source: RefSeq, a predicted model, not a curated record
ACACUUUGGGGAAAGAUGGCAAUGGAUGAGUACUUGUGGAUGGUCAUUGUGGGUUUUAUUAUUGCUUUUAUUUUAGCGUUUUCAGUCGGUGCAAAUGAUGUUGCCAAUUCGUUUGGGACUGCUGUGGGCUCUGGUGUUGUUACUUUACGCCAGGCUUGCUUUCUGGCUUCAGUUUUUGAAACCACUGGCUCAGUAUUACUGGGAGCAAAAGUAGGAGAAACGAUCCGGAAAGGUAUAAUUGAUGUUAACCUUUACAACAACACGGUGCCGCUACUGAUGGCAGGAGAAGUUAGUGCAAUGGUUGGUUCUGCUGUUUGGCAGCUGAUUGCGUCUUUCUUGAAACUCCCAAUAUCGGGCACCCAUUGCAUCGUAGGUGCUACAAUUGGAUUCUCCCUCGUUGCGAUCGGCACGCAGGGAGUUCAGUGGAUGCAGCUGGUCAAGAUUGUUGCUUCUUGGUUUAUUUCCCCACUUUUAUCCGGCUUGAUGUCUGGAAUACUCUUUGUGCUGAUUAGAUUCUUCAUUUUAAACAAGGAAGACCCCGUACCCAACGGCCUCCGUGCACUUCCAGUGUUUUAUGCUGCUACUAUAGCUAUUAAUGUGUUCUCCAUCAUGUACACCGGGGCACCAGUACUAGGACUGGUACUGCCAAUGUGGGCCAUCGCUCUAAUAUCAGUCGGCGUAUCCUUAAUAUUUGCUGUCUUAGUUUGGAUUUUUGUAUGUCCGUGGAUGAAGAGAAAAAUAGAAAGCCAGUUAAAGAAAGAUGCUGCACUGUCAAGGAUAUCGGAUGAAAGUCUUGAUAAAAUUCAAGACGAAGAAACACCAGUCUUUAAAGAGCUUCCUGGUGCUAAAGCGACCGAUGAGAGCACAAUUCCCCUCACUGGCUCAGUAACAGAAGCUGCUGGGGCAUCAGAUAGUAUCACAAAUGGAAACCAUCCACGUGUACCAUAUGGAAGGGCCUUUUCUAUGACACAUACCUCUGUGAAAUCACCCAUUUCCAAUGGCACCUUCAACUUUGAUGGCCAGAUGAGGAGCGACGGCCACGUGUAUCACACCGUGCACAAGGACUCAGGUUUAUACAAAGACUUGCUACACAAAAUUCACCUGGACCGGGCCACCGAUGAGAGGCCCGCUCAGGAAAACAACUAUAAGCUGUUAAGACGCAACAACAGUUACACUUGUUACACAGCUGCCAUUUGCGGCAUGCCUGUGCAUUCUUCCUUUAAGGCAGCUGAUACGUCAACACCAGAGGACAGUGAAAAGUUAGUGGGAGACACAGUCUCCUAUUCUAAGAAGAGAGUUCGCUAUGACAGCUACUCCAGCUAUUGCAACGCAGUAGCCGAAGCAGAGAUUGAGGCGGAGGAAGGGGGAGUGGAAAUGAAGUUGGCCUCAGAGUUGGCAGAUCCCAACCGGCCCCCGGAUGAUCCUGUGGAAGAGGAUAAGGAAGAGAAGGAUAUGUCUCAGGUCCAUCUACUUUUCCACUUCCUCCAGAUCUUAACAGCCUGUUUCGGAUCCUUUGCCCAUGGAGGUAAUGAUGUCAGCAAUGCAAUUGGUCCUCUAGUCGCUCUCUGGCUUAUCUACGACCAAGGUGGCGUAAUGCAAGAAGCAUCAACUCCUGUGUGGUUGCUGUUUUACGGAGGUGUUGGGAUUUGCGUGGGUCUCUGGGUCUGGGGUAGAAGAGUCAUCCAGACAAUGGGUAAAGACCUCACACCAAUCACACCGUCAAGUGGAUUCACUAUUGAGUUGGCUUCGGCGUUCACAGUUGUGGUAGCUUCCAAUGUUGGACUUCCAGUCAGUACUACACACUGCAAGGUGGGCUCUGUGGUGGCCGUUGGCUGGAUACGUUCCAAGAAAGCUGUUGACUGGCGUCUCUUCCGCAACAUCUUUCUGGCCUGGUUUGUGACUGUCCCAGUUGCUGGCUUGUUCAGUGCGGGCGUGAUGGCGCUGCUGAUGUAUGGUAUUCUGCCUUACGUCUGAAGAGCCUCUUUCUCUGGGAAAAGGGGAAACAGCCAAGCAACUACGGAGGGUAGAAGAGUGCCCAGGAAGAACUAGUUGGAAAGGAUUCAUCUUCCAUAUCUAACUUCUUAUCUACUGUACAUAACAAUGUGUCAUAUUGGUGACAUGGUGAUGUGGUGCCAUUUCUUAUAUAUUAAAGAAAUAUAUAUGCAUAUAGUAGGUAACAAUACCUAAGUUAUAUUAUCAGUGAGGUGAAAAUAAUUGCCUAGAAUUUAAUAUUUAGUAAAAUUUGUACAUAGUGUAUCAUUUUGGUGGCGAUUUUUUAAUCUUUUGAAGAAGAGUAUGGAUUAGGAAAUGUUUCUUGUCCAUUUGAUAUAAGAAGAAGCGAGGUACAGGACUGCAUAUACUUGGGUUUUUUUAAAGCUAUUAAGAUACUGGAACAAAACAAGAUGUGCAGAAGUGCUUUUCCUAAAAUAACUCUGUUCAUAUCGUAUUGAAUUUUGUGUAUCAUAGCAUAACGGUUAUGGCUCUGUAAAUACUUACAAACGAUAACUUUUAAAUGGUGCAUUUCCCUUAUAUAUUUUGGAUAAGAAAGUUUAGGAAGUACCAAAGAAGCAGGGGAAUAGCUUGCCAAUAUUAAUGUUGUUGUCUACACGUGUAGGCACGUGUUGUGUUUUCCCCACCUCUAAUUUAAAGUUGUUCUCACUAAACUGCCACUGGCAACGCAGAGAGAGCACUGUUCGUGGCUUAAUGUAACUUUAAAAAAAAGACACAAAAAAGAGUUGGUUCUACUUGUUCUUGUUACUCAGUAGGCAUAACACUAAUGUCCACAUCUGACUAUAGUAUACUGGCUUCAUUUUGUGGUUUGAAGUAUCUCACUGCUCACCUUCUACUGUCUCCCUUACAAGGCUUUGCUUCCCGUUGUCCUACGAUCGGUUUCAGCAUGAGAACAGACCGUCCGUCUCCUCUUUUUUUAUUUUAAUCCAGCAUGUCACAGCCGCACAACCUCAGUGGGAUUCUAGGGUCUGCACCACAGCCCUGUGCCAGCGCUGAGGAAUAGCAGCAGGUAGAAAGUAGGCGCUAGUUCUGUGCCGGCAUUGGUGCGGAAAGGCCCGAAGCUGGAACGAGGUCCGCCAGGCGAGUGGCAUCCCACGCUCCGACCAGGCAGCCCCGUAGCAGCAGGGAUCGCGCAGUAACCAGCAUUUAGGAGCCCCUUGGGAUUUUCCCAGAGGCUCGGAGUGGGAAAUGACCAGCUACGUCCCCUGCACAGCUUUGGAAAGCACAUUUGGGUUCAGGUUACUGUUUCCUGGGGAGAACGCAAGGGUAAAGCGGUGGCUGGAUGAGGUUGGGAAUCUGUUACCAUUUAAAUGCUGCUAAAAUUUUGAUAAGUGUUCUUGAUACUCCAUUGUGACUUUUCCAUUGGUUGUUCAUACUAAAUUUAUAAUAAAAGGAUAAACAGCCCCUA